Paramacrobiotus metropolitanus is the source of this 1362-nucleotide messenger RNA. RefSeq lists its product as uncharacterized. The transcript has 2 exons. The coding region runs from base 165 to 1133 and encodes 322 amino acids. NCBI's taxonomy places the organism in Eukaryota, Metazoa, Tardigrada, Eutardigrada, Parachela, Macrobiotidae. The record is from RefSeq and is a predicted model, not a curated record.
ACCUAGCCUGAAAUGCUUACACGCUGUUUGUAAGAGCAUCUGCACUCCUAGAAAACUUGGUCUACUGCAUGUUAUCAAGUUAAAAACCUUGCUAUACGAGUACGUAGAUGUGGUCGUUUGGAUGCAUAGAUUAAUUUAUAAACUGUCUGUAAAGCAAGCAUCAGAUGGACUUACCGGGGCGUUUCGCUGUAUUUUGUAUUUUACUUAGCUGGCACGAUGUUCAUUCCGAUCCGAAAAUAGUUGCGACAGCCACCAACCCAGAUGACUUCCCGAAUUUUCAAGCAGGACCGCUAAGCCCGGAAGAAUGUUCCGUGCGUCAGAUUAGUAUAUGCAAUCCGUUUUACGCCUUCGAGCGCGAUUGCACCGGUUAUACUGCCUAUCAGAUAAGUGUAUCUGAAGAGCGCUACAUGGGGGAAGUGAGUCCGGUCGUGCACCAGUGCGAUGCGGACGCAGCGCGCGCUGACGUAAGAAAACAGGCUGCGGCCAUCGCCAGACUACCGUUACGACCGGUCCGAUUAACCAUUAAGGGUGGAAUACCGGUUAACGGUUCCGAUGUGUCGCCCAUACGAAAUCAGAUUGUUAUUGUUGAUGUUCUUGUAUCCCAAGAUCCGCGGACAACCGGUCAACUCCGCAACCUGGGUCUAAUCAAUCUUGUGCACUACAAUACAUUUAGAUGCUUCGAUCUGGACAUUAAGAAGAGUGAUUUCAAGGCUUCGAAGAAAUUGCGAAUGAUCGCAUUUUUCAACUCCACCAUCCGCACUUUGGAAGCAGGCACUUUUAUGGAUCUACCGUUUCUGAGUGUCCUCACGUUGGAACAGCUACAUCAAUAUGUCAACGAGACAAAAGUUCCCGCGACUUUUGAUCAACAUUUCCGUGACUAUUUAUCUCGUCUGCACUGCAACUGUAAUUUUGCCUGGUUCCGUCGCUGGUGGAGUACCAAUUCCGCUUUGCUGCGUACGGUGGAAAGAUCCGAAAUAUAUUCUUUCAUCGGUGCCUGGAGCAAUCCAGUCAUCACGAAAGAGGAAAUGUACGUGCCUAUUGACUGUGCAGAAGCAGUGCCGUUCGGACAAGGCAAUGUUAAUUUCAACCAGACUGAGUAUUCCUUAAACGACGAUAUGUGCGAGGGCGCUUGAGAUGCUACACUUUGUAACUUUCUUUUGCUCUGUUUCUAACUUUCUUUCUAUUUUACUCUGUAAAGGUGUGCAAUGAGUGCAGUCGUGUUGUUCUGCCGUAGUAUUUUACAUAUUUCUACAGAGUACUGUACUUAAAACUUAAUAUCACAACAUGGAAUAGCGCUUUUAAAGGCUUUUAUUCUACCAGUUUCCAGAAUCACACGUAAACACCGACACAGCAGAUUUCUGU